GGAUGAUGAACCCAGAGCCUGCUAGUUCGAAGGGUGAAGUCAUUGCGGAGGGGGGAGUUGGGACUUGCAUGAUUUCUGGUUGUGGAGUUGAUAUUCGUUGUGAAGUUGGCACUGGUUCUGGAGUGGGUGCUGGGCUUGGGGUAUGUGAUAGCGGGGCGGUGCGACGAGUUUUGGGGGGCUUUGGAGGAGUUGCGUUUGGUGUGUAGAAGGGAG
Molecule: messenger RNA, 213 nt
Organism: Hyaloscypha bicolor E
Lineage: Eukaryota; Fungi; Ascomycota; Leotiomycetes; Helotiales; Hyaloscyphaceae
Exons: 1
Source: RefSeq, a predicted model, not a curated record